Sinocyclocheilus rhinocerous is the source of this 1333-nucleotide messenger RNA. RefSeq names its product S-arrestin-like. Gene Ontology annotation, molecular function: G protein-coupled receptor binding. The transcript is spliced from 17 exons. The coding region runs from base 45 to 1211 and encodes 388 amino acids. Gene Ontology annotation, biological process: G protein-coupled receptor internalization; signal transduction. NCBI's taxonomy places the organism in Eukaryota, Metazoa, Chordata, Actinopteri, Cypriniformes, Cyprinidae. The record is from RefSeq and is a predicted model, not a curated record. Gene Ontology annotation, cellular component: photoreceptor outer segment; photoreceptor inner segment.
CUCACAAAUUAGUCGAAAACAUCACUACCAGUUUCUAAACAACAAUGAGCCCAAAACAUAUCGUCUUCAAGAAAAUAUCCAAGGACAAGUCGGUGGCUGUUUAUAUGGGGAAGAGAGACUUUGUUGAUCAUGUUGACUCUGUGGAUCCAGUGGAUGGUGUCCUUCUCGUUGACCCUGAACAGCUGAAGGGGAAGAAAGCAUAUGUCACUUUAUCCUGCACGUUCCGAUACGGAGGCAAUGACAUGGACGUUCUGGGCAUCGCGUUUAGACGAGAGAUCUACGUGUCCACCCGGCAGAUCUACCCCCCACUGCAGGACAAAGAGCAGGGCAUUCUCACCAAGGUGCAGGAUAAACUACUGCGUAAACUGGGUGUCAAUGCCUACCCAUUUUUCUUUGAAUUCCCUGACAACUUACCCUGUUCAGUAGGACUACAGCCAGCCCCAAAAGAUGUUGGAAAGCAUUGUGCAGUUGAGUUUGAGGUGAAAGCUUUCUGUGCUGAAAGCCAGGAUGCCAAAGUUCGCAAACGGUGCUCAGUACGUUUGAUGAUUCGUAAGGUCCAGUAUGCUCCAGAGAAACUAGGAGCAGCUCCCUGUGUGGAGACUACUCGUGACUUUCUUAUGUCUGACAAACCGUUGUAUAUGGAGGCAAGCUUACAGAAGCAGACUUACUAUCAUGGGGAACCCAUCAACGUAAGGGUCAAAAUUAAUAAUGACUCAAACAAAAAUGUGAGGAAUAUCAUGAUUUCUGUGGAACAAAUUGCCAGUGUGGUGCUGUACUCCAAUGACAGUUAUAUGAAGGCAGUGGCCAUAGAGGACUCUGGGGACACUGUUGACUCUGGUGCCAAACUGGAUGAAGUCUACACUUUGCUCCCCCUACUGGCCAAUAACAGAGAGAGGCGAGGCAUUGCACUGGAUGGAAAAUUGAAGCAUGAAGACACCAAUUUAGCCUCUUCAAGCAUCAUCAAAGAAGGUGUUCUGAAGGAAGUUCUGGGGAUCUUGGUGUCUUACAGAAUUGUUGUGAAGCUUAUUGUUGGAGGAAUUAUGGGAUCCAGUGAAGUUGGGGUGGAGCUCCCUUUCCAGCUUAUGCACCCAAAGCCUGUCACAGUGAAGGAAAGUGAACUGGAGGAUGAAAUGGUUUUCGAGGAGUUUAAGCGCACCUACUUGAAGGGCAUGGCCGAGGAUGAGGGAAACGUUUCACCUGGCGAACACUGAGGAAUACAUGUAGUUCUUGAAGCAUCCCUCUAUACAUUCUCUGCAGACCACCCAGACCAUGCUGUGACCAUUCUUCAGCUGCCUGACCUCCACAAGGAUCUCUGGAGUUGUAACUGAAAUUA